This is a messenger RNA of Cylicostephanus goldi, 636 nucleotides long. The record is from the annotation of a GenBank genome assembly. Lineage: Eukaryota; Metazoa; Nematoda; Chromadorea; Rhabditida; Strongylidae.
UGCGCCUGUGCGAAGCGGUCGACCGAAGUAUGGCGCCGGCCUAUGACAUUACCCUUUUUUAGGUAUCCAUAUCGGCGAUGAAGGUUACUGUCGUGAGGGUUUGUGCAAAAAUGGUGGUGAAUGUAUCGAUAAGUAUGAUGGAUACAGUUGUGAUUGUAAUCGAACACCUUUUGGUGGUUACCUCACCCUAUCAGUGUACGAUGGUUUCUUCUUCAACCACAAGAAUGUCGAAAAGCGGUGGAAUCUAAGCGAUAAUAUCCUACAUGAUAUAGCAUUUUGCGCUUCAGAAACUAGUUUCAAUCUUACGGUUUGUCACGGAGAUUAUGCUCAUGGGAAAGGAGUAACUAGUGAAUGUCAUGGUUUCAGUGGUCCUAGAGAAAAUGAUAAUGAAUGUGACAGCGCUGUUGUGAGAAAAAUAAAGGGAAAUAAUUAUGAAAAGCCCAAGAGAGAUGUCGACGGCGAGCCAUCAAUACAUUUUGAAGGAAACUGGACGUUCUUCCAAAAUUUCAACGUUUGGACAUUUUUGGACAAAAGUAAGCCUACUCCAACUGCAACGAAAAGAUCUUCAACAUUUCUACUCAGACUAUACUGGUUGCGUGUCUCGACUCCAAGUUGGCUCAUCGUUCCCGCUUAAGA